AUGAGCGUCGACGCAUCUCAGGCUCAGGCGUGCGACCGCUGCCAUCGGCGCAAGACCAGAUGCGACAAGACCCGACCGGAAUGCAAUCCUUGCAAGAAGUCAAGGUCUGCAUGUGUUUAUUCUGAGAGGGUCAAGGAACCCACGUUUUCGCGAAGUCAUGUGCAGACUCUCGAGCGCCGCAUCCAUCAGCUCGAGGCGGCGAACAAGGCACUUACAUCAGCUAAUACGGCGCAUCGAACGGCCGCCCACAGAGCAGCAGCACGAGAUGUGGAGGCUGGAUCCAGCUCUCAGUCUUCUGUCGCCAACGAUAACGACGUUGCGAAUGAGGUGACUUUUCUUUCCACCAGCAUUGGCGGCGACAGCCUCUUCCUGGGGCCGACGAGUGGUAUCAUUCUUGCCAGCCUAGUAAGAGCCGGCGUCGCGGUCGAUGUCGAGAGAGAAGCACCGACCUCGUCCGCAUCCUCUGUGCCACCUCACCGGAGCCCCGGAAGGACGGAUUUGGGCACGGGGGAUCGUUCACUUCCGGCGGAACAGCUUGCUCGAGGCCUCAUCGAAGCAUAUCUGGCACAUGAUCAUCUUAGCUACCCCUUUUUGCACCCGCGGGCAGUACGGGCAGUAGUAGAUGGCAUCUAUAGCGAUGCCAGCUUUGAGAAGACGCACCCCUUUGAGAUGUUCAUGUUCCACAUGAUUCUGGCCAUUGCUACGUCUCAAGUAUACAAAUUCAACUGGAGGGUCUUGCCAGAUGCAGAAACACAACUCCAAAAGGCAACCGACUAUCUCAAUGCUGUGCUGUUUGAGGGUGGGCUACGAGCCCUGCAAGCCAUGCUACUACUCUGCCAGUUCCGGUUGAGCAAUUCUACGAAUCAUGCUUCUGAUAGUCUAUGGCACAUUGUUGGUAUCGCAGUGCGCAUGUGUUUCGAGCUCGGGUUGCAUCGCGAGGCCAUGUACCGGACAGCUGACCCGAGACGUGAUGCUGUCGAUGUGCCUUUCCUAUCACCCAAAUACGAGGAAAGCCAAGUUCGUCGCAGAUGCUUCUGGAGCGUCUAUGCUCUCGACAGAGUCGUAUCUGUUACGCUAGGACGCCCGCUGGCGAUUUGUGUUGAAGACAUCGACGUUGAACUCCCGACCGACGACCUUGAAGAACCAGCGAGCGUGUCUACUUUGAGUCCUGGGAGCGACCGAGACUCCUCACAAAUACCGUCUCGGUAUCGCACGGCCAUCUUUGUCCAUAUCGUACGCUAUCGUGAUAUCUGCGGUCGGUGUCUCACUUCACUGCAUCGCGGCGUCAAGGGGGGUAUCCGAUCUGCAGCAGAUUUUUACCAGAAGCGUGAUGAGCUUGCCGCCGAAUUGAACGCAUGGCGAGCCGAAACAAAUCGUCUCAAUACACCGGAGAUGGACUUGUCGACACCUCUCGCCGAGGCCCGAUCUAGCUUUCGGUCAAAAGCUUGGUAUGAGCUUCUAUACCAUAAUGGUGUCCUCCUCCUCUAUCGACCAUCCGCCUCGACAGUCUUGGAUGGAAGAGAUUGGUCUCAUUUGCAGCACAUAUUUUCAGCAGCAAGGCAGUCGAUUACUCUCUACGCCUAUCUCUUCCGAUCGCGUAAGAUCAAUUUUUCCUGGAUGGUCCUUCAUGCGGUUUUCAUGGCCGGAAUAUCCUACAUAUAUGCCUUGAGCCGACAUUUUCGUGAGAAGAGGCGUCGUCGUAAUAACGGAGAAGGCGAUGGCAUUCGGUUCCAGCUACUUCAGGAGCCGACCAUUGUUGAGAUUGUCAACGAUUGUCGGGCAUGCUCAAAUGUUAUUGUUGGCGUUUCUGAGAGGUGUAACGCGCAAAAGAACUGUCAUGAAGUAUUUGACCGUCUCAGCGAUGCCCUUGUUGAGGAUGCAGUGGAAGCAUUCUCACAUACUCGCCAACCCAGCUCCCUAGCCGCGCCGCAAGAUAAUCAUUCGGCUAUGAUGGCUGUGCAACCUCCAAGUAAUGAUAUCCAUAUGCAAAACACUCUUGCAUUCGGUCUAGGCACGCCUCUGGCAGCCGACAAUGCCCUCCGAGACUGUCUGCCUGAGCUUCAAAGGAUGUAUAAUAUGCCAUGGGGAGAUGAUGCGAUCUUGCAGCUCAGCAAUGACUGGCUGGGCGAAAUUGGGGAUUAUUACAGGUUCAUGGGCAAUGAAUGGGGCAUGAGUCAAUGA
Messenger RNA from Trichoderma virens Gv29-8, 2181 nucleotides. RefSeq lists its product as uncharacterized. The record is from RefSeq and is a predicted model, not a curated record. The coding region runs from base 1 to 2181 and encodes 726 amino acids. NCBI's taxonomy places the organism in Eukaryota, Fungi, Ascomycota, Sordariomycetes, Hypocreales, Hypocreaceae. The transcript is spliced from 4 exons. Gene Ontology annotation, molecular function: DNA-binding transcription factor activity, RNA polymerase II-specific; sequence-specific DNA binding; zinc ion binding. Gene Ontology annotation, biological process: DNA-templated transcription; positive regulation of transcription by RNA polymerase II.